This is a messenger RNA of Camarhynchus parvulus, 9743 nucleotides long. It is a transcript of the gene BMAL1, whose product is annotated as aryl hydrocarbon receptor nuclear translocator like. Gene Ontology annotation, cellular component: transcription regulator complex; aryl hydrocarbon receptor complex; cytoplasm. The record is from RefSeq and is a predicted model, not a curated record. The transcript is spliced from 19 exons. NCBI's taxonomy places the organism in Eukaryota, Metazoa, Chordata, Aves, Passeriformes, Thraupidae. Gene Ontology annotation, molecular function: DNA-binding transcription factor activity, RNA polymerase II-specific; protein dimerization activity; RNA polymerase II cis-regulatory region sequence-specific DNA binding. Bases 7306 to 9207 code for a protein of 633 amino acids. Gene Ontology annotation, biological process: circadian rhythm; regulation of transcription by RNA polymerase II.
GGAUAACAAAUAAAUUCAAUGCAUGUGGAAGAGGAGAGAGAACCUUUGAAGAGAGCUGAAGGGACUUGAACAGAUAAAAAAGCAUUUCAGUUGAGCACCAGAUGAGUGACUGAAGAAAACAUACAUACAAAAAGUGUAUGUAUUUGUUUAUUAAAAUCAGGGCACAAUAGUGCAUGAGAUUGAAGUAAGCAUUUCAGAAAAGUAGGACUCUUAAAAAAAGCCAGAACUCUUUGUAUCUAUUGUUUAGUCCAUGAUCCUUUGAAAUAUGUGAUUCUCUUCUGGUCUAAGCAUUUUUGUCUGGUUGGGUUUUUCCCUGUGUGUAAUCAAAGGUCAAAGGUUGGACUUGAUGAUCUUGGAGGUCUUUUCCAACCUUAAUGAUUCUAUGAUCAGUAAUGUUUGCCUGCUUUAGUGGCUCUUUGGCCUCUUUUUAAAAGAGAAUUAAGAGUUUUACUUAAUGAUAGGAAGGAUCUGGCACUGUAGGAGAGGCUUGAGGUGAGUGGGGCAGUGUGUAUGCACUGAAGUGCUUGGCAAGGUGAGGCUCAGGCCUGCCUUUCUGGUGUUUGUUUUGGGUGGUUUGUGCCUGCUGACUUUUACGGGGUUCCUUGCUCAGUGCUGCUGCAGAGGACUUCAGCUGUUAAAACUGGAUUUGAAAUUCCAUUUAGGAAAGCAGACACCUAGCAUAUAAACCUGGCUUCCUGUGUUAGACUGGGGUUUUUUUCUGAUAAGCUAAGCUUUUACUAACUGCUUUGCUAAACUUGUGAUGUCUACUGAUUCAGUUCAAAUGUUCCAUCUGGUGCUGAGUGCUGGUAGGGUGAUAAUUGCAGGUGAAUUAACUUAAACACAGUUGACCUGGAAGGGUGUUUUGAGGACGUUGGAUAUUUCACACUUUCCCUGUCAGCAUGGAGUUUCUCUGAUAACUUAGAAAUGGAGAUAAUGUUCUUUUACUGAUAGCAAAUGAAGGCAAGAGAGACCACUGUGUGCCAUGAAGAGUUGCUGCAGAGCUGUGUCUCCAGCAGGGCUGUGAGUUGCUCCUGGUGAAAGAGUGGGAUUAGAGCCUGCAGUUAUUUUCAGCUCAGGGACUUCACAGUGGUGGUAACCCUCAGCAGAAUCCCUUUCCAUGAGCUGGUCCUACCUCUCUGUGCAAACCACACAAACCACAGGAGCUUCUAGGCCUCCUCUUGCCUGGCAGAGAGUUUCCAGAGCCUUUCCACCUCAUGUGAAGGGCUGUGUUAUUUUGAGCCUUUCAGCCAGGCUUUGUUUGAUGUCCCCAUGGCGUUUGAUGAGUUUGUAGAUCUUGGUCCUGCCAGUUUUCUAAGCUGAAGAGGACCAGUUUAAUUCAUUGUUCCUUAAGCAGAACUCAUUGCCUCUAUUGUUCUACUGAGUGAAAGUAGAAAGUUUUCCAUUUUUCUAGUAAAUUUAAUUGCUGGGGAUUUGUUGGAUGAUAUCCAAGCCAUCCUGUGUUCAGGAGCUGUAAAUAAUUACGAGCAUUUGUAAGUGGUAACUAAGGGACUGCAUUAUUAAUAUUUGGCACAAGUCUGCUACUUGCAGAAAUAAAAUCAUCUAAACCUACUGAAGCUUUUCUGAGAAGGAAUGUGAAUUGUCUAGUGAUCCUUCCUAGGUCCACUGAGAUCAGACUGCAUAGGUCAUGGAAUGUUCUCUUUUGGAAUUAAAACAAUGGGUUGGAGAAACUUCUGGUUGCAACUGUUUGUCAGAUGUCCCUUUGCUCUGUGUUGCAUCCCUUCUUGAUUAGGUGGGGAAGGAGGUUGUUGUGUGGAUGGAUCUUUGAGUCAAGGAUGAGAAAUCAUUAAAAAAAAAACAGGCAUGCAGCCUUCAGUUUUAUGGAGUCCAUUUUUGGGGUUGGGUGGCUGUGAUUUGUUGUGUUGGGUUUUUCUGAGCAGGUUUCUUCCUCAGUUGCCCAUAUUUGGUCUUGUCAGGAUUUUAUCUCUUGGGGUUUUUUUGUAUGUGCACACUAUUUGUAUUGCACACUAUUUGUAUUGCACACUAUUCUUCCCAACUUGCAUUUCUGUUAUUUUUAAUUUUUGUAAUGGUUGAGAUGUCUGCAUAGCAAUAAGGAUCCCAUUAAGUGAACUGCUGGUGUUCCCUGAUCAUUCCUUUGCCUUUCUAAAGGCUGUCAUGAUUUGGGAACUUGAGUCUUUGUUCCAAAUACAGCAACAAUUUUAAAACUUCUUCAGUUUCAGUUGUAAUGUAAAAGUAUGCAUUCAAACUUGACUGUUGAUUUAAAUUAGAAAUCAUGGAUUUAAAAGCCUGUCUGGAAAAUGCCAAGUCUGAGGCUUGUAUCCAGCUGGAUCUCUGGCUGCUGAAUGUCACAGGUUUGGAAAUGUGGUGGUUCUCAACAUCAAUGUGAAUGUACAGAGGCACGAAAAAGGAAUAUGUUGUAUCAGCCAUUUCUCUGCAGGGCUGUCCUAUUGCUGUAGGCCUUUCUCAAGAAAAUAAAGCUUAUACUCCCGCUGCAGCAGUGACUGCAGAGUGGAUGGAAAUACUCCUCUACUGUGUCUGUAUAUUAAUAACUUGCCAUUCACAAAAGAGCAGAGAAAAUGUCACAGUGCAGAUGUGGAUCAGUGGAAAGGUUUCAGCACACCUUGUCUUGUUCAAACCGAGGAGGGAUUUGUGUGUUGAAAACAAAUCCUGUGGGAGCGCUGAAAACAUCUUGAAAGUGCAGAAAGGCUGUAACAAGGUUAUUUUAACUGCUUAUUGUAGUUGGAUGGGACAUUUCUUCCCUUCCCCUUCUCUGGCAUGUCUCCUCCCCUUGCUUUGAGCUGCUUCUGGGUAACAUCUGACCUUUCAGCAAGGCUCUGGGGAUUUCUGAGCCCCCAGAAGACUGUGCUUUCUCUCAAGUUAUUGUUCACCCUGAUGAAUUCAACACACUGGACAUGCAGGCUCUGAGGAUUUCAUAAAAGUCUCUGCUAGAGUACUGGAAGGGAAAUCUGGAGGAAGAGUGACAAGAGACUAAAAAAGCAAGUAAAGCCAUCCCUUUGGCACUAAGGUGGUCUAUCAGCUGUUCUGUGAAACUUUGCUGUGAGGUUUACAGCAGUAUCUCGUGCUUAUCCUGAGCUAGACAAAUACAACUUUUUCCAAGCAAUAUUCUGAUGGCUUUUCCCUAAACUAUCACUUGAUUUGCUCCAUCAAGUCUUACUUUAAAUGCUGUAAUUACAAACCCUCAAAACCAAAACCACUCAAAAUGCUGGCUUUAAUGAGGUUCACUCUGUAGGGUGUUUGGGGCUCACCUUAAACACGUGUCAGUUGCACAGACAUUCCAUUUUAUCCAAGGAAGAGAGAAGGAAGCAUGAAAAGUAGCUAGUGCUGCAGUAGAAGCCAAGAGCAUUCAUUUAAGUGUUCAGUAUAUGGUGCAAUGAGACAUCUAACUUUACCUUUAAUGUCCUGCUGAGGGACUUCUUUGGGUUGGCAUUGUGGUUUCCCUGUCCUGCCAUCCCGUGCCUUGUUCCACAGCAGUCCUGAGCACAGCUCUGGCUGGACAGGGAGUUGUCAGCUACAGCAAUUCUGCUCCUAAUGCACUGUGUCAAUAUUAGUGCUGGCCUGGGGGGCCUUGGGAGCUUGCCCUACUUCUCAGUGUUCUCUGUGGCUGCGCUUCCAGCUGCUUGUGUGGCUCUCUGCGAAGGGCAGAGUGUGGGAUAAUGCCCACUGGGAGCUGUCAUGGCUUGGGAAGGCUGCCUUUCUCAGCCUUAGCAGCAAAUCCCUCCUUCAAAAACCUGGAUUUCAGCUAUGGGUGGUGGUGUUACCUCUGGAGUGUCAGAUUGUGUUCUUUUCUGACCCAGAGAUGGGAAAACUGAGAGGUGUUUUGAAAACUUUUAUUCCAUUUUCAGUCUCAUGGGAAGGGUGAGACAAUAUACAUAUUAUAAUUCACACCAUCACAAUGAGAAACCAACUAUUUCCUAAUUGCAAUACAUUAUAGGUGCUUCUUGGCCUAUCAGCUUUUUUGCCACAUCAGCUUUUUGCCAGUUUACUUACAAAUCUAUUUCCCACGCUGGAGCAUUAACCCAGACUUGAAAGUGACACGUGUAUCUUUUUUUGAAGUGUGUUUCUUUACGUGUUUUCCAUAGAACAAUUUAGGAAGUGCUAAGUUGUUGCAGUGUCAGAGUUUCACUGUUUGGUUUGGAUUUAACUGGCAAAUAGUGUGACUUCAGGAAAGGAAGCUGCUGAGCUUAUUCAUGCCAGUGUUUAUUGUUGCUCCACCAACAGAGGGACUCCAAUUGCAGGUGCAUGUGUGGGGAUAAGUUUUCUUAAAACUGGAAAUUUGUCGAUAAUUUUGGAGUUGCACAUUUCUGUUUCCACACAAACUUUAAUGUAUACAGUGGUUAUGCCAUCAUUGUACGUUCUCUGGAUUUAUUUUUUUUUUUUACCAGAUUCUGGCUUGUACACUUAACGAAAAGCUGUGAUGCCCUCUUAUCCAAAAAGCACUGGUAGUGUAGGAGAACAAAAAUUAAGUUGAGCCUCUAAGAUAGUCUGAAGGAAAAAAUGUAGACAUUCACAUGGAUGUGAUGCAUUUGUGUUUGACAGCUGAUUUUGUGUGAAGUAAAAAAGAGCUUGUAAGAAACCAGUGGGAAAAAAUGAGCCUGUGGAGGAUAUGUGAGCUAGAGGAAAUGGUGGAGAGGCAGCCAGGGUGAGGAAACCCCAGCUUGGUUCCAGGCAGGGUGAGAGUUUCUUCCUUUUCCCAGGGCUUGCUUUAGGAUGGAAGGGAAAGUGACAGCCUGUUGGCUUUGCUUUGUCAGGCUGGCAGAGUGCUGAGAGCAGGGGUGGCUUCUUCCAGCCAGAGAUGAAAUCCAGCAGGACCAGAGGGAAUAUGCAAAAACUGGAAAUGAAAGUAUCAGCUAUAAAUAGCACCACCUGUCUUUGCUCCUUCUGGUGAUAUUUUUGCCCUCUUGUUCCAAUGCUUUGUUCCCUGAAGAUAUAAAGUAUUUAGCUGCAGUUUGGCAGUAGAUCUCUGAAUGAAAGGUCUGGCACAUGCCAAAUGUGUUUGGGUUUGUUGUAGUAAUAAUAUGACUGGAAAACAGCUCUGUGCACUAUCUUUAAAAGUAUUUGGACCAGGUGGUUCAAUUCAAAAGAAAACUAGGAUUUUCACCUUAAUAGAUGCACUUCAAAGGCUGAAAGAAGUGAGUAGUGGUUUAAUCUAUUCAGCUGAAAAAUGGCUAACUUCCCAUAAUGCAUAAACUUUAAAAGUCAAGGGAGAAAAUAUUACUUGGGUAGUAUUAUUCAUACCAUGACUUGAAUGUAUUGUCUGGUUUGGAUGCCUACAGUGCUGCAGUAAGAGGAGGGAAGGAAAUGAGGACCUGACAAAAGCCCAGAAGGACUUGGUGGCUGGAAGCUGGAGUAACUAAUGGGGUACUAAGAUAGUGCUGUGCCAGUGAGAAGACGGCUUGAGUUAAAGCUUGUGCUCACUGGAAAUGCUGAAGUCAAGAGAUCCUGUUAAAGUACAAGCAGUAGUUCUGAGCUUGAGGAAGAAGCUCUGGAAGGGUUUCCAUGGUGUGCCAAGUCACUGGUCACAGGGUAAAAUUCUACUUUUGACACAAAGAGGAAGAGUUUGACUAGGCUGCUGAUUCAUUCUAAAAACAGAUUUCUUUGAACUUCCGAGAAUUUUGCCUUCCUGCCACUGAAAGACAACUUCUGAGAUUAUGAACUACAGGAAGAAUAUUUGCUGGGCUGUGAGGAUCCACGAGCUUCACUGAGCUGCAAUAAGGAAAUUAAAUUUGCCCAGAUCAUAUCACAGUCAUAAUAAUACUUACAGUGUACAGCUGGGCUUUAUUCAUCAUCUCUAGAUUAGAAGAUGUGCAUUUAAACAAUAUGAAACUUACUUGUUCUCUUUGGCUAAUUAAAGUCUUUAAGACCUGUGUCUAAAACAUCUGUCUGCUGUAAACUGGUGCUCGUAUUUAGGAGCUGGAUGAAAUCUUGAAGCAAAAAGCUGCAUCUUUUGGACUGCAAGUGCAAAAGGAGCCAUUCCCAGCUGUGAGUUACAGAGGCACUGAUUGUAAAUUCCCUCUGUUUGUAUAACAUGGGGAGUGAGUUAAGCAGCUUACCUACUUGUUAUCUUGUAUGCUGCUCCUGCUCCAGAAAUGUCAGUCCAGGUUGUGUACAGUCCUCUUACAGAGAAAUUUCUAAUCUUCUAAAAAAUUUUGGCUUUGAAGUCGACUCUACAGUGAAUCUUCUGUUGCUGACGGAUCAGAAGUAAUGUGUACAACUUGGGAGACUUCACAGAACCACUGCCUCCUCAGCUGAGAAGGUUUUUGUUGUUUUGUGGGUUUGGGUGUGUGUUUCUCAUCAAAGCACGCUGGAAGUACACGAGCUAUUAAAGAAAUCAACUUUGGUUAGGUUUUUCCUUGAAGCCCAUUAAUGUUGGAUAAUUGAUUUACCCACAUGGUAAGAUGGAUUUUCCUGUCUUUCACACGCCCUGCUCUGCCUCCCACCCUCUCCAAAUCCCUUGGUGGGCUUAGGCUUGGUGAGCAAGGACUGCAUCCUGUGCUUGUGAAACAGCAGGUCCCUCACACAUUAGAGGCUGGAGCUGGCUUGGAAACUCAGGACUUCAGCUAUGUUUACAUUGCACUAAUUGAGGGGGUAGAUUUAUUUUGUUGUGCCUGGGUCUGUUUCUUUUAACUCUGUCAUUACUAAAAGAACAAUUGAUUUUGAUGUCAAAUGGGCAGAUUGAAAUAACUGGCCCAAAGGACUUAAAGUUUCUGUUAUCUUUUGAUUUUAAAUCUUCUCAUUCUCCCCAGUCUUGAAAAUACAAUACCUUGUUUCUUCUCACACAUACACAAAAUCUUCUGAAGGAUUGGAAUAAACAAAUAUUAAAUAUCACAUCCUAACAUAGAUUUUUGUGAACUUACUUUACCAACAUUUAACAGUAGUGGACCCUAUUUUUAAUGUUACUUUAUUCCAUAACUUAUAUUACAAAAAUUCUGGGGUGCUGUGCUGAACAACAUUUUUGAAGCAUUGUUUUAAAGUAUGUUGGCUUGGGUGUCUUGGAUUUAAGUAAUUAAAACCUUUCUGACAUUGGGCUCAGCCCUUUUUCUACUAGCAGCUGAAUUUCUAAGGAUGUCUGAUUUUUAUUCUAUUUUAUGGAAUAAUGGCUGUAUCCCUUUCCAGUGAAAUCAAUCCGGAUGUUUUAGAGCAGCAGGACCUGUUGGAAUUCUAAGGCAUCCAGAGGUUUUUGAAAGUAUUUGACCAACAGAACAUGAGGCAUGGAAGAGUUCUAAGGUUAUCAGCUGCUUUGGGCUGAGCAUCAUCAUCUUUGCCCAAGUGGAUUUAGGCUUCCAAGACAGGCCUUCAGACAGUCCAAUGGCAGACCAAAGAAUGGACAUAUCUUCUACAAUUAGUGACUUUAUGUCACCAGACCCUGCUGACUUGAUCUCCAGUUCCCUUAGCACUUCAGGAAUGGACUGUAAUAGGAAAAGAAAGGGAAGCUCAACUGAUUAUCAACUCGAUGGCUUUCCUUUUGAGGAAGGUAUGGAUACAGAUAAAGAUGACCAACAUGGAAGAUUGGAGUAUGCAGACCAACAAGGCAGGAUAAAAAAUGCAAGGGAGGCUCACAGCCAGAUCGAGAAGCGGCGCAGGGAUAAGAUGAACAGCUUCAUCGACGAGCUGGCCUCGCUGGUGCCCACGUGCAACGCCAUGUCCCGCAAGCUGGACAAGCUCACCGUGCUCAGGAUGGCUGUCCAGCACAUGAAAACACUUCGUGGUGCUACAAACCCAUAUACAGAAGCAAACUACAAGCCUGCUUUUCUAUCAGAUGAUGAAUUAAAACACCUUAUUCUCAGGGCAGCAGAUGGAUUCCUUUUUGUUGUGGGCUGUGACAGAGGAAAGAUACUGUUUGUUUCAGAAUCUGUCUUCAAGAUCCUCAACUACAGUCAGAAUGAUUUGAUUGGUCAAAGUUUAUUUGAUUAUCUCCAUCCUAAAGACAUUGCCAAAGUGAAGGAGCAGCUCUCUUCUUCUGACACCGCGCCACGAGAAAGACUUAUAGAUGCAAAAACCGGACUGCCGGUCAAGACAGACAUCACGCCCGGGCCCUCGCGGCUCUGCUCCGGGGCACGGCGCUCCUUCUUCUGCAGGAUGAAGUGCAACAGGCCCUCUGUCAAGGUAGAAGACAAGGAUUUCCCUUCAACCUGCUCAAAGAAGAAAGCAGACCGCAAAAGCUUUUGCACUAUUCAUAGCACAGGCUACUUAAAAAGCUGGCCUCCAACAAAGAUGGGCCUGGAUGAAGAUAACGAGCCCGAUAACGAGGGCUGUAACCUGAGCUGCCUUGUUGCCAUCGGGAGGCUCCAUCCGCACGUGGUGCCGCAGCCGGCCAACGGCGAGAUCCGGGUGAAGCCCACCGAGUACGUGUCCCGGCACGCCAUCGACGGCAAAUUCGUCUUUGUAGAUCAGAGGGCAACAGCCAUCCUGGCAUACUUACCCCAGGAACUUCUAGGUACUUCGUGUUAUGAAUAUUUUCAUCAAGAUGAUAUAGCACAUCUUGCAGAGUGUCACAGACAAGUUUUGCAGACAAGAGAAAAAAUUACAACUAACUGCUACAAGUUUAAAAUAAAAGAUGGCUCUUUUAUUACGUUGCGGAGUCGCUGGUUCAGUUUCAUGAACCCUUGGACCAAAGAAGUAGAAUACAUUGUCUCCACAAACACAGUGGUUUCCACCACGGUCCUGGAGAGCAGGGACGCGGCCUUUCCGCAGCUGGCGGCGUCCCCACACAGCAUGGACAGCGUGCUCCAGGCUGGAGAAGGUGGCCCCAAAAGGACCCAUCCCACUGUGCCUGGAAUUCCAGGUGGAACAAGAGCUGGGGCAGGUAAAAUAGGGAGGAUGAUUGCUGAAGAAAUCAUGGAGAUUCACAGGAUAAGAGGAUCGUCACCUUCCAGCUGUGGCUCAAGUCCCCUGAACAUCACCAGCACCCCCCCGCCCGACACAUCCUCGCCAGGAGGGAAGAAGAUCUUGAAUGGUGGCACUCCAGACAUUUCAUCAGCUGGGCUGCUGUCUGGGCAAAUCCAGGAUAAUUCUGGGUACCCGUAUUCCGACAACUCCUCUAUCCUGGGGGAGAACUCCCACAUCGGCAUGGACAUGAUCGACACGGAGCAGGGCUCCAGCAGCCCCAGCAACGACGAGGCGGCCAUGGCGGUCAUCAUGAGCCUGCUGGAGGCCGACGCGGGGCUCGGCGGCCCCGUGGACUUCAGCGACCUGCCCUGGCCCCUGUGAGGGAGCCAGCAGCCAACAGCCAAGUGCAUUUACUGGUGGGGCUCUGCACUCUGUGAAACCCGUGGGACUGAGAGGCUUUUAUGUGGGAACUUCAUAAAAGCUGCGUCAGAAUGCAACUCAUCCUACCAUGUGUAACUUCAGACAAAGUGGAAUAACCUGCUACAGUGUUCUGUGUUGAUUUGGUUAGCUGUGUAUAGCUUGCAAUACUUGUAUAUUUUGGAUUCUGUUGUUUGAAAUUUUUUUUAAAUCACUGUGCAACUCACUGGCAUCAGUGGUAGCUUUUAUAUGCAAAUGACCAUUUCAGAUGUAUGGUGUGUUUUUACACUGCAAAACAGUCCCCAUGUGGAUAUUUCUUAUACUAAUUGUACCAUAAAGCCGUUUAUUCUUUCUUGUAAGAAUCCUUUACUAUAAAUAUUGUUAAAGUGUAAUGUAUUAGACAGUUAAAUAUUUUUAAAAUAAAUGUUUCCCUUGUUCUAAGAUGGAGCAUUUACUUUGAUAAAUAAAUUUGAUAAAACCCUGCUGAAGGUGCAUGCUAG